AUGAAGCAAUUCGCCGGACUUCUCUUCCUCUGCAUCGUUCUUCUCUCCUCACUCGCCGGAAAUGCUGAUUCCGAUCUGAUUUCCGAUCUGUGCAAGAAAACCGACGACCCAAAACUCUGUCUCUCGAGCAUACAGUCGCGUCCCGAGUCCGGCGAGUUCGCAGCCACCAGCAACCAGAUCGAGAUCAUAGCUAUCUCCGCCGUGUCGGCAAACGCCUCCGCCACAUCCGCCUACAUCAAGGAAAAGCUCAGCCGCGAGGAUCUUGAGCCGGCCACGGAGGACACGCUCGAGGACUGUCAGAAGAACUACCAAGACGCCGUUGAGCAGCUCGACGACUCCAUCUCCGCCAUGAUCGCCGACGCACACGCCGACGUCGACGUCUGGCUAAACGCGGCGAUCAGCGCCGUAGAGUCAUGUGGGAACGCGUUGGAGUCACGCGCCGGGAACGAUGUGGAGCUUUCUCAGAGGAACGAGGUUUUUCUCAAGCUUUGCAAAAACGCUUUGGUGAUUAACAAGAUGUUAACUUGA
Eutrema salsugineum is the source of this 528-nucleotide messenger RNA. Its product is annotated as pectinesterase inhibitor. Lineage: Eukaryota; Viridiplantae; Streptophyta; Magnoliopsida; Brassicales; Brassicaceae. The transcript has a single exon. The coding region runs from base 1 to 528 and encodes 175 amino acids. Gene Ontology annotation, molecular function: enzyme inhibitor activity. The record is from RefSeq and is a predicted model, not a curated record.